Molecule: messenger RNA, 1875 nt
Organism: Xenopus tropicalis (tropical clawed frog)
Lineage: Eukaryota; Metazoa; Chordata; Amphibia; Anura; Pipidae
Gene: cdc37
Product: cell division cycle 37
Exons: 9
Coding region: 56-1171 (371 amino acids)
Biological process (GO): protein folding; protein stabilization
Cellular component (GO): cytoplasm
Molecular function (GO): protein-folding chaperone binding; protein kinase binding; heat shock protein binding
Source: RefSeq, marked provisional
CAGCUGCACCCUGGUGUGCCAGUGAAUCUCUUGUUUGUCUGAUCUCUGCUACACAAUGGUGGAUUAUAGCGUGUGGGACCACAUUGAAGUUUCUGAUGACGAAGAUGACACUCAUCCCAACAUUGACACUGCCAGUCUUUUCCGAUGGCGUCACCAGGCCCGCGUGGAAAGGAUGGAGCAGUUCGACAAGGAGAAAGAGGAGUUAAGUAAAGGGACCAGCGAUUGUAAGAAGAAGCUGGCAGAGUGUCAGAAGAAGCUGAAUGACCUAGGCCUUAAGGAUGGAGGACAAAGUGACGUACAGAAGCUACAGUCAGACCUGUGUCAGCUGAAGAAGGAGCAGAAGGACUGGGAGAAGAAAGAGAAUGAACUGAGGAAGAAAGAGAAGAACAUGCCGUGGAAUGUAGACACUCUGAGCAAGGAGGGCUUUAGCAAGAGUGUAUUUAACGUAAAAUCUGAAAACAAAGAAGUAACAGAGGAGGAGAAAGAACAAAAGCACAAAACCUUUGUCGAGAAGAACGUCAAGCAGCUGAAACACUUUGGUAUGCUGCACCGCUGGGAUGACAGUCAAAAAUAUUUAUCCGAUAACCCUCAUCUGGUGUGUGAAGAGACUGCCAACUACUUGGUCAUCUGGUGCAUUGAUUUAGAAGUGGAAGAGAAACACGCUCUUAUGGAACAAGUCGCCCAUCAGACCAUUGUUAUGCAGUUUAUCCUGGAGCUGGCCAAGAGCUUGAAGGUGGAUCCCAGGGCCUGCUUCCGACAGUUCUUCACCAAGAUUAAGACUGCAGACCAGCAGUACAUGGACGCGUUCAAUGAUGAACUGGAAUCCUUCAAGGGCCGAGUGAGGGAGCGAGCCAAGGUUCGAAUAGACAAGGCAAUGAAGGAGUACGAGGAGGAGGAAAGGAAAAAGAGAAUCGGUCCAGGCGGUUUGGAUCCCGUGGAGGUGUAUGAAUCUCUCCCAUCUGAGCUUCAGAAAUGUUUUGAUUCUAAAGAUAUUCAGAUGUUACAGGACACCAUCAGCAAAAUGGACCCAACUGAAGCAAGAUUUUUUAUGAAGCAGUGCAUUGACUCAGGACUUUGGGUUCCGAAUGCAAAGGGAGGAGAUGGUACGGAGCCUGAGGCUCCUGACUCAGAACCUGUAUAUGAAGAGGCCAAGAGUGAAGCUGCUGACUAGAUGGAGACUUCAUGAGAGACCAGAAGUGGCCAAUGGCAUUAUCAGAAGAGCUCCAGAUAGAAAUAGGUGGAAUUAGCUGGAUCCCCAACAGAGCUACUGGCCCAUAAGAGGUCCUGCUAAUACUAUUUAUCUUUUUUUUUUCUUUUUAUGUGAACAUCAUAAGGAUUAUAUACAUAGAAGCAGCCCCCGUGAAUUGUGCAUGAAUAGAUCAUUCCAGGGAUGGCUGAUUCAGGAAAGAACACAACUUCUAUUCAAUAACACAUUGUGGCUUGUUAAAUGUCAGUGGGAUUGGGGCAUAAUAUUGCCUUUUACUGAAGCAUUAUGAUUGGCUUACCACAAGCUGUUAAUUGUCUGUUACUCUGUGUUCUUUUACCAUACAAAGGGAAACUAGUACUACCUUGAAAUUAUGGGUUGCUAAUUGUAAACCUUCCUCAAAACAAUGGCUUUUUAUAUUUUCUCCCUUUCUUUUCAUCAUGUUAAUUCAAAUUUGUAACACAAUUUCAGUUUUCCACUGAUUCCUGCUGCUAUGAACUUACUGAGAAACCUCCAGAUCAGCCAAACGGUGAGAGAGCGUAUUCACCUUUGCUGGAAACUGCAGUGAUCUAUUCAAUAUCUGUUUCUAUUUAGUCCCUUUAGUCUGUUCUGCUUCUGCACUGGGGUUAAGAUGUGAUAGCACUGAAAUAAAUAUACAUUGACUUUUCCAC